ACUAAGACUAUUCGAUUACCGUACAUGGCAUCACUAACGCGUUGACUUGCAAAUGGUAGCGGGAUUUAUUAAAUUGUAUUAGAUCUUUAUAGGUUUACUUUUGCUUUUCGGAAAUGGGCGAUAUGCUAAAUAAUUCAGAGAUGCUUAAGAAGCUGGGCAUCGACAGCUCCAAUCAGUGGAUUAUUUACGACGAGCAGUUUGAGAAGUUCUUCAACUUUUUGUCGGAAAAUAUUACCGACUCCAAUAUUUUAACAGAACAGGAAUUACUGGAGAGUGAAGAGAUGAAACUACGCGGCGCAUGGCUUAAAGAGUCAGAGCGUGUCCUAAGACUGCAACAAAUAGAAUCGGAAAAUCCUGGCCUACUAAAAUACACGGCCCAUGACGUUGACGCACUUGCCCGCGAGGUGGAAGCCAUUAAGGAGGCAACCAAGGAUUAUUGCAUACUGAUCGACGAAAUGCAGAACACAAAGCACAGUCAGAGCAGCAAACUAAGCGAGCUGGAGUGUUCGAUUCUAUCAUUGAGCAAUGGAGAGAGGGAGCUAUUAGGGGAGUGCCAGGCGAAGGCUCGUCAACUGGAAGAGGUGCAGCGAGAAAACUCCAAGCUGAGCGAGGAUGCCAACAAGGGCUUCACCUUGCCGCAGGCGCCGCCCCUUUUCAUGCACCAGAUGCCGCUCGAGCAGUAUUUUCUAAAAUGUGACUCUUUUAUGCAAUACUUUACGCUCUACAUGAAGGAGAAUUUCAAGAUACAGGAGUUUACUGAAUUCGAGGACGCCGAGGUGAACAUGCAGCACUUCAAUAGCAAUCUGGAGAAUCUGCAAAAAUCCAUUCAGUAUCACACACUGGAGUAUAUAAAGGAGAAGGCCAAGGCGAAGGCCACCCAGGCGCUGAUUGAUCACGUCGAUCUCAAUAAAAUCCAUUGCAUCAGCUUAGCAGACAUGUUGCGCGAAACACACGAGCUGCAGCUACUCAACAGGAAUCACCUGACGAGCACCUACGACACUCUGAUGAAUGCUCUGGCCAUGCACGUCCAGCAGCAUACGCAGCAGCGCAUCGAGCUGGUUCUCUACGAGAACACCAAGCUCAAGUUGGAGCGGGCAUUGCGUCGCCGCGAAAAUGACAAGCAGCUGACGACUGUCAUUUCCGAUGCACUGUCCAACGCUGAGCUCAUCUGGAUAGGCAUACAGCUGGACCUAGAGAAGAAGCGAAACUGUACGGACAGCUCCAUCGGUCUCUGUAUGCAGGCGCAGUCUAGCUGCCAGCGUAUACAGGCGAUGCGUUCGUUGAACGCCUGCUCUAAAGGCAUCUAUGCCGAGUUUGUGCACGAAAUCGCCAGUCAACUAUCAAGGCAUCUCGGUCAGAACGUUCGCUCUGCUGAGGCCAAGAGCUGCUUGUUUGAGUAUGAAAAGUUUGGCCGCCUCUUGACUAACUCUCUGUACAGUAUGUUGACCCACAAGUCAGAAGGGUUUGCGCACAAACAGCUGGCCGAACUCAAAGACUUGGAGCAACUGCUGUGCCCGUUCGUCUAUAAUUCGCCGCUUGAUCAACCCAUGUUAGAGAACGUUCGAUACUUGUAUCCCAUGUUUGAAGUUCGACAGCAACAGUUGCGCUUCGAAGACUCGCUUCGCCAGUUGCGCACUCAGUUCCAGGAAACGAUCCUAGAGCGUAUGGACAAAGAAAAGCUUUGGCGCUAUAGCAAACUCUUGUGGAUUUGGUUUCUCACUGAUCCGCAACGAAUGAUUCAUGCCAUUGAUGAGGUAAAGAAGAGCUCAGCGAAGAUCCCGGCGCUAACAACCGCCAUGCUGCGCCCCAUCGGCGGACUACAGCGCAAAUGAAUAGAAUACAUAUUAACUAAGUAACAAUAUAAAUAACAUCGAAUAUUUAUAGUAA
Molecule: messenger RNA, 1887 nt
Organism: Drosophila navojoa
Lineage: Eukaryota; Metazoa; Arthropoda; Insecta; Diptera; Drosophilidae
Gene: dgt3
Product: dim gamma-tubulin 3
Source: RefSeq, a predicted model, not a curated record